AUGCUCGCGCAUGGUGCAGCAGCGCUGUGGGUGUGUCAGUGUGGCUUUCGCAACCGCGACUCCAAUGUCGUUUGUGGUGGUUUUGGCAAGCUCGGUUGCAAGAAGCCCCGGCCGCAACAGGAGGACUUGCCACAACAUCCGGGCCUGAGUUUGCAGGCUGCUGUGCUUACUGAGACACCUGCCAGUCCUGCCAGUCCAGCACUCGAUGUCUCGCCACCAGAUGAUCUUGAGCUGAAGUUACUCAGCCUUUUACAGAGAGAGCCGGAGUCGCCGCCGCCUUUGGACGCCACACACGCGACAGACACGGCAGACUGCCAGAUUCCUGGAAACGCAGCUGCACAAUCGCUCCCCUCCCAAAGUACACAGGAGAUGCUGGAAUGGACGUGUCAAUGUGGAUUCCGGAAUCGUGCGUCAAACGCAGUUUGUGGGGGCACUGGACGUCUUGGUUGCGGCUUGCCGGGGCCGCGAAGCUUUCAAACACCUGGCACUUCCUCCGGCUCGAACUCUUCAAAGCCGCAGCCCGCGAAGAUUCAAGCCUCGCCGGCUCAAGCGGAAGCCACUGCCAAGGAGGAGCCGGAGAAAGUCCUCGCUGGCUCGGGAUUGCAGACCACUUCGACUGUGCCCGGUGGAGCCUGGGUCUGCACCAGUUGCGGGUGGAGAAAUCAGGCAUGCAACGAGGUGUGUGGUGGUGUUGGUCGCCUCGGGUGCAAAGCUCCACGGAGUGGACGUGCAGAGGAGCCCGACAUUGUGCCAGUGCAGGAGAAAUGGACCUGCCAAGCUUGCGGAGCCGAGAACGACGCGGAGCAAAUUACAGCCUGUUCUUCCUGCAGCAUACCACGGCGCCUCAAUGGAGUGGUGAAAUCAAUAGGAGGUGACUAUGGGUUCAUCUCCUGUCCACAGACAGCAUCUGCUUUUGGACGUGAUGUGUACGUCAGCAAGCAGGUCCUUGAUGCUGCCUUUCGCAAAGGCAGAGGUGCAAGCAGUGGUGUGUCAGUGAGUUUCAUCGUUUGGCUGAACGAAAGUGGGCAGCCAAAUGCAAGCAAGGUGGUUCCUGUCGAUGGUGGCAGUGUGCACGAGGACAUGGAGUUUCACGGCACCGUCAAGUACAUGUCGAAGGAGAAGGGCUAUGGUUUCAUCGAGUGCAAGGAGACUUUCGAUCUCUUUAGCUCUGACGUGUAUGCUGAUCUCCCAGUGCUGAACGACUGCUCGCUGGGUCAGCCCGUGAAUUUUGGCAUCAGGUUGGGACAGAUUGGCGGACGCCCGCAGGUUCGCAACCUUUCAACUGCUGGCCCACCACCUGAGCACCUACCAGCAACCUGCAGUUCUUUGGCAAAGGAAGUGCUAUCCACAGCUUGGGCAGGGCCAGUCUUGCUCUUGGGGGAAGGUGACUUCACGUUUGCUGCUGCAGCGGCCACCAUCCACACAGAAUCCAAGCUGGAUGCCACAGUUGUGCUGGAGGAAGAUCUGUGGCAGGAACGCUUCCCGAAUCACCACAAGGUUGUGGAUGCACUCAAGGAGUUGGGACACAGCAUUCGUUUCGGCGUGGACGCCAAACAGGUCGACUGUGCAAACUAUUCGAUGAUCGUCUUCAACUUCCCAGCAGUGUCAGCACAAGAAGCCCCGCGCGAUGAUGGUGGAAAGCUGUCAGCGAGUGGAGAACUAGCCUUUGGGUUCCUGAUGAAUGCCAGGGCCUCUGCAGACAUUGGGACGCUGCUGGUCCUUGGUUUAUGGGGCCGUUGUGAUGGUGGCGCAGACCCCCGGCUGUAUGGCCAGGACUGCCAUGAGCUUGUGGCAGCAGCUCUGACAAGGGAUGGUGAGAGGUGUUUGGAGGAUGCAUUGCCUGGUGGCUAUUUGCGAUCUGGUGUGUAUGCUGAUUACGGCUUCUACCACGCUUAUGAGCAGGAGGGCUACUCCUUCCGCACCAACUGCAUCGCUUCCUUUGAGAGCUCCCACAAGGAGUGGCACUUGCAGGCAUGUUUCCUUCUCCGGGUUGUGGCAGCUGCGGCGACAGAUGGGGAAAAAGGCUGUGUGAGCUUGCCUUAUGUGGCUCGUGGCGCUUGCAACCAGCUUGGUUUCGACCUCUCCACAGAAGCACGGCUAGAGAAGCUGGUCGAAGAGACUCGGCCCAUUCGGCGAGGUGUCUCCGAAAGCGAGCUAAAGCUUCGGAGACAAGGCGGCCCCAAAGACUGGGCCAAAGACGCCAGUGCCGCUGAAGAUGGCGAAGGUGGAGAACUCGGAAAACUCACAAGUUCUGAACCAGUCCAGUUGAGAAGUGUGGCAGCCAAAGAUGUUGUCGAUGCAACACCAGAGACGCGGCCCCCCUCUCGAACAGUUUCGCCAACACAGCCUGCGCGCCAUCACGCGGUGAAUGGAAUUUGGUUUGUUGUGGUCUGCUUCAUCAUACUCGAUGCCCUGAAACCUAUUCUGGUGACUUGGGCGAACCAGUCUCAUGCGGACGGCGAGCCCGGAUUCAUUCGGGGUACUUUCGUGCUGGUUCAGACAGCACUCUCGCUGCUCGUGGGCCUCUGUAUCGCCGUACGGCCGUCCCUUUCUUUAUCUCGACCUUAUUUCAGGCUUCAUCCUCUCUGGCGCCCAAGAUUGCGAAGAUGCCUUAACAUGAAGGUUGUGGUGUGGCAGCUGCCGGUGUCGGUUUGCCUUUGCUUGAGCAAACUGCUGCUAGUUUAUGCGCUCGGUCGUCUAGAUUCAUUUGUAGCAUCAUUGAUACCUGGCAAACCCGGAGAACAAAGGGUGUCGUUCCGCCGCAGCAGAUUUCCUCGCAAACACGCCAUCGGCAUCCAACACUCCUUGCUGUUCGCACUGAGAUUCGGUCAUGCAGCCCUGUGA
Messenger RNA from Symbiodinium sp. CCMP2592, 2844 nucleotides. NCBI's taxonomy places the organism in Eukaryota, Dinophyceae, Suessiales, Symbiodiniaceae. The record is from the annotation of a GenBank genome assembly.